Molecule: messenger RNA, 2002 nt
Organism: Leptonychotes weddellii (Weddell seal)
Lineage: Eukaryota; Metazoa; Chordata; Mammalia; Carnivora; Phocidae
Source: RefSeq, a predicted model, not a curated record
UGCUCUUUCUCUCUCUCUCAAAUAAUAAAAAUAGUAAGUCUUAAGAAAAGCAAAACUCUUACUAAGCACCUGCUAUAUAGUUUUAUCAGUCCGGUGUUUUUACCUGUAUUAGCCCAUGUAAUCAUCACAAUAUGCCUUUUACAGACAAGGAGACUGGAUUCAGAGACUUAAUUACAUAUUUUGCUAAGGAUCACCAGGCUAUUGAGCAGGAUCAGACUGGAAUUCAGGUAGAUCUCACUCCAUAAACAUCUACCUGCUCUGAAAGCCACCCUUGGUACCCUUAGCUUUAGGGAAAAGGCUCGGUAAAGGAUUGAGGCAAGGGAAGGAUUAGGCUGUUUCCCCACUGAUCAUCUGAAUUACAAUCACCUGGGAUACUUUAUAAAACUCCAGAUUCUUGGAACUGCCAGUAUCUUUCCCAAUCUCGGCCGUCUUUGUACCUCUAUUUCACACUCACUGCGCAGGAUUGCACAAUAAUGAACUCUUACUUUAGCAGCUACUUUCUUCCGAUCAGACGCUAGUGGAUUUGCACAAACACUAGGAGACCUCACACAGCGGCUUAGAGUGUCUCACGUGAGUCCAAAAGAAGAAGCGCAAAGGUUCCAACUGCGAUUGCUUCCCAGGGAGGUGGAGAGGCGCCUGGCUGGACACUCGACCGAGGAGGGCUGACUCCCCUGUUCCGCAGAAAUCGAGAUGGCGGCGACGGUGAUCCUGCAGCCCGCGGGCCGCUGCAGCUGGGACGAGCCCGUUCGCAUCGCCGUGCGCGGCUUGGCCCCGCGACAGCCCGUCACGCUGCGCGCGUCCCUGCGCGACGAGAAGGGCACGCUCUUCCGGGCCCACGCGCGGUACCAAGCCGACGCCGGCGGCCUCCUGGACCUGGAGCGCGUGCCCGCGCUGGGCGGCAGCUUCACGGGGCUCGAGCCCAUGGGGCUGCUCUGGGCCCUGGAGCCCGAGAAACCCCUGGUGCGAUUUGUGAAGCGGGACGUGCAGACGCCUUUCGCCGUGGAGCUGGAGGUGCUCGACGGCCACGAGCCGGACGCCGGGCGCGUCCUGGGCCGGGCGGUGCACGAGCGCGACUUCCUGCGGCCGGGCGUGCGGCGGGAGCCGGUGCGCGCGGGCCGGGUGCGCGCCACGCUUUUCCUGCCCCCAGGUGCAGGACCCUUCCCUGGGAUCAUCGAUCUGUUUGGAAGUGGUGGUGGCCUUUGUGAAUACAGGGCUAGCCUCCUGGCUGGACAUGGUUUUGCUGUGCUUGCUUUGGCUUAUUUUGGAUUUGAAGACCUCCCUGAAUAUUUGGAUGAUAUGCACCUGGAGUACUUUGAAGAAGCCGUGGACUUCAUGCUGCAGCAUCCAAAGGUGAAAGGCCCUAAUGUUGGGCUUCUUGGCUUCUCCAAAGGAGGCGACCUGUGUCUCUCUAUGGCCUCUUUCUUGAAAGGCAUCACUGCCACGGUACUUAUCAAUUCCUGUGUGGCCAACACAAUAGUUGCUCUGCAUUACAAGGAUAUGAUUGUUCCCAGUCUUGGCAGUGACAUAGGAAGAUGUACAAUUAAUGAAUCAGGACUUUGGAAUUUUCUGGAUGUUUGGGACAAUCCACUGGAGGAACGCAAUCACCCAAGUAUUAUUCCACUGGAAAGGGCCCAGGGGCCCUUCCUGUUUAUUGUUGGCAUGGAUGAUCAUAACUGGAGGAGUGACUUCUAUGCUCAAAUAGCCUCUGAACGGUUACAAGCCCAUGGGAAAGACAGACCCCAGAUAAUCUACUACCCAGGAACUGGUCAUUGUAUUGAACCAGCUUAUUUUCCUCCUUGUAGAGCUUCUGUACAUACAGUGUUACACCAACCAAUAUUCCAUGGAGGUGAGCCAAAGGCUCAAUCAAGGGCACAGGUAGAUGCCUGGCAGCAAAUUCAAACUUUUUUCCAUAAACAUCUCAAUGGUAAAAAAUCUGUCCAGUGCAGCAAAAUAUAACAUUGUAAUCAUAGACCAGAUACUAUUAAUAAAAAUCUAAUUCAUA